AUGAUUAUUUUUCAAUUUCCGGUGCGUUUGGAUGAAGCGGAACAAGCUGCGCUGCGUAGUGGACAAAAAAUCAUUGCCAAAUUGGAGAUGCGUAUUCGGGAAUUGGAGCAGGAGUUGGAUGGUGAACAAAAACGAAGCUCAGACUAUGAGAAGGAAAUGAAAAAGGGUGACAGGCGUAUCAAAGAACUGCAAUUCCAGUGCGAAGAAGACAGGAAGAACAAUGACCGAUUAACGGAACUAGUGGACAAGCUGCAAAUUAAAAUAAAGGUCUACAAACGACAGGUUGAAGAAGCGGAAGAAGUAGCUGCAGUUAACCUAGGUAAAUACCGACAGUUGCAAACACAACUUGAUGAUGCCAACGAACGGGCAGAUAUUGCGGAAAAUUCCUUGGCAAAGCUUCGCUCAAAGAAUCGAGCUUCAACAAUUGCUCCGCUGGGUCUAAGCGCUAGUGCUAGUUUUAUACGAGUAUCGUCUCAGUCAGAUUUGGCGUAA
Molecule: messenger RNA, 492 nt
Organism: Loa loa (African eye worm)
Lineage: Eukaryota; Metazoa; Nematoda; Chromadorea; Rhabditida; Onchocercidae
Product: catchin protein
Exons: 3
Coding region: 1-492 (163 amino acids)
Biological process (GO): peptidyl-threonine phosphorylation; actomyosin structure organization
Cellular component (GO): cytoplasm; cytoskeleton; myosin complex
Molecular function (GO): protein serine/threonine kinase activity
Source: RefSeq, a predicted model, not a curated record